AUGGCAGUCCUUCAUAACUCUGGAACUGUUUGGGCGCUUAUCAUGCUCGUAUUUUUCCUUACAUGUUUGGUAUCGGGUCACUUGCCGUUGAUAUUGAUGAUCGCUAUGUUCCAGAUCAUGAUCUUCCGCGAAAUCAUCGCCAUGAUCUCGGAACCGGCUCGUGAUAAAAAAUUGAAAUGGAACAAAUCAUUAAACUGGUAUUUUUUGGUUUGUACGGUUUAUUAUGUUGAUUUCCAAAGUUUUUUUGAAUUCUUUGAAGAUUCCAUUCUCCAGUAUCGGGUAUUAUCUAUUUUGGCAAGCAAUCAUCGGUUCAUUUCUUAUGGCUUGUACGUUGCUGGAUUUGUGUUUUUCGUCUCCACAUUGCAAAAGGGCUACUACAAAUUCCAGUUUGCUCAGCUCUGUAUCACACAUACUACCCUUUUGUUGGUGGUGUUUCAAUCACAUUUGAUUAUCGACAACAUGUUGAAUGGUCUUUUCUGGUUCUUGCUUCCAGCUGGGCUCGUCAUUGUCAACGAUGUGUUUGCUUACAUUUGUGGCAUCACGUUUGGAAAAACUCAAUUGAUUGCAAUUUCUCUCUAA
Messenger RNA from Meyerozyma guilliermondii ATCC 6260, 579 nucleotides. It is a transcript of the gene CDS1, whose product is annotated as phosphatidate cytidylyltransferase. Gene Ontology annotation, cellular component: endoplasmic reticulum membrane. Bases 1 to 579 code for a protein of 192 amino acids. The record is from RefSeq and is a predicted model, not a curated record. The transcript has a single exon. Gene Ontology annotation, molecular function: phosphatidate cytidylyltransferase activity. NCBI's taxonomy places the organism in Eukaryota, Fungi, Ascomycota, Pichiomycetes, Serinales, Debaryomycetaceae.